Molecule: messenger RNA, 1561 nt
Organism: Lactuca sativa (garden lettuce)
Lineage: Eukaryota; Viridiplantae; Streptophyta; Magnoliopsida; Asterales; Asteraceae
Source: RefSeq, a predicted model, not a curated record
UCUGGUCAUGAUUCUAUGGUAAAACGUGAACAAAAAAUGUGUUUCAGAAAACUUGAAUUUGAACUGACCUAGCUUUCUCAAGUCAAUAACUCAUCGUGCCUUUUGUUAAUAGAAAUUAAUAUUUAUUAAAAGAUUGGAAGCAUAAAAAGAGAUGAUUAUGAUCAAAUAUUUAUUAAUUCAAAACUAUAUGAAUUCUAUUAAAACCUUCUUUAAAACAAAAUUUCAUUAGGGAUGCUAAAAAAGAAGGCAGACAAAAUUGUAUUUUUUUGAGCUCAUAUCUAUAAACCCUAAGAUAUAUAGUUUCCUUUUUAAUCAUUUACAGAAGCAAACAUAAAAACAUAAGUUAUUUGGCUUUUAGCCACCUUAAUUUCUAAAUUUCUAAUUUGGAUCAAUCAAACAGGAGUCAUACUGAGAUGAUGCAGACAUUCAAGAUAUGGACAUAUAAGGAAGGUGAUAUUCCCUUGAUGCAUAAUGGUCCGAUGAAAAGUAUAUACAGUGCCGAGGGUCAUUUCAUCGAGGAAAUGGAGAGAAACGGAAACCCUCUCGCGGCUAAGCACCCUGAUGAAGCUCAUGCUUUUUUUAUCCCCAUAAGUGUAGCCAAGAUUGUUCACUACCUCUUCACACCUGCAGAAGCCUAUGGUUUUCUAGAACGGAUGCAAACCAUAUUCGAAGACUACAUUGACAUCAUUUCACAAAGGUACCCGUAUUGGAACCGCAGCAAUGGAGCUGAUCAUUUCUUUGUUUCUUGUCAUGAUUGGGGGCCAAUUGUUUCGCGCAACAACCCUAAACUCUUUGAAAAUCUCAUAAGAGUGCUUUGCAACGCCAACACUUCCGAAGGUUUCAUUCCCAUGCGAGAUGUUUCCAUGACAGAGAUUAACGGGCCAUACAACAGUAUCCCAAAUGUGAGUGGUGGCCAAUCACCUCAUAAUCGGUCGAUCUUGGCAUUUUUUGCUGGUGGAAACCAUGGUGUUGUACGAAAUAAGUUGUUCCAACACUGGGGAAGCAAUGAAGACAAUGAUAUACAGGUUUACACUUACCUUCAAGAAAACCAAAACUACACUGAGUUGCUAAGUGGAAGUAAGUAUUGCCUAUGCCCAAGCGGUUAUGAAGUUGCAAGUGCUAGGAUAACUGAAGCAAUCUACGUGGGAUGCAUCCCUGUCAUAAUAAAGAAUCAAUAUGUUUUACCAUAUAGUGAUGUGUUGGAUUGGAGUCAGUUUUCUGUGCAAGUACCCGUAACGAAGAUUCCAGAUCUCAAAAGAAUUUUGGAGGAUAUACCUUUUUCAAAGUAUUUAGAAAUGCAAAAAAGGGUAUUGGAAGUACAAAAACACUUCACGGUUCACAUUCCAGCCGAAAAUUUUGAUGUUUUUCACAUGAUUCUUCAUUCUGUUUGGCUAAGAAGAAUUAACAUUCGGUUACUAAAAUUUUGAUGAAAACCAGCUGAUCAUAAUUGUAAUGUUUUAAAUGUAGUUCGCAAUGGAAGUAUUUACUUUUGAUGUUAACAUCAUAAAUUAAGUUUGUACUGCAAAAAAGGGCUAUUUCCCACAACCACACCUGUCAUUUU